AUGUUUGCAAAGAGCCCUCGCUCCUUCCACCACUGGGUCAGCCCGCUGCUGCGACUCCUGCAGCUGUUCGCAGCGGUGUGUGCGCUGGCAGUGAUGCUGACAGCCAAGGUUGCCGGGAUAAGCUACUCGUCCUUCCACGCGUUCCGCUACCUCAUUGCUGCCAGCGUGAUCGCCGGAUUCUGGGCUCUGCUGCUGCUUCUCAUCGAUCUUGGGCUGCUGGCUGCUGGCAUGACGUCCCACUCGGCCAUCUUCAAGAUCCUAAGGAUCAUCGGAGACUUUGUAAGUUCCAUCAGAGAACUGAACGGGAUGCUUACCAUGAGGAUACAGGGCGCCAGAGCCGCAUUUAGAAUUCCUGUUCUUCCUGCUGCUCCUGCUGCUGUGGCUCAUGUGCCACUCAAAACCGUCUUCUGA
Molecule: messenger RNA, 411 nt
Organism: Closterium sp. Naga37s-1
Lineage: Eukaryota; Viridiplantae; Streptophyta; Zygnematophyceae; Desmidiales; Closteriaceae
Source: the annotation of a GenBank genome assembly